AUAGUUCAGUUAUAAGGGUUUGUUAUCUCUCUCUCUUCCCCGCCUCCCCCUCCCUCUCUUUGCACUCGGCGCAAGCUCAUCAUUUUCAUUUCAAAGGUGCAAUAAAGAUAUAACUCUUUGAAGUAGUUACAUAAGAGGAUGGGAGCAUCAGAGGUUCUAACUGAUCCAUCAAGCCUAUACGAUGUGGGCAACGGUGAAUAUUCUGACACGUAUACAAUGCUUACCGUGAGAAACGCACUUGCAUCUGUUCAGAAUGGAGAAUCAGACCGUUACGAGGAGCUUGUUCAGUCUAUGCAGAUCAUCAAAGGAGCUGAUCAUGCUGUGUGGGCAGAUCUUGUGACUAUCUUGAACGCUUUAUCAGGCUCUGUAGCUUGCAUAGAUAUCAUUCACCAUCGGAAGCUUCUUUCUUCAGUUUUUGGAAUGUCAUUGUGGGAUCUCAAACCUCAUGUCAUGGAGGCAUUGGUGGGCUUACUCAUAUCACUGGCUGCUACUAGUGGAAAGUAUCUGGACUCUUGUCUGAAUAUGCUCAUAGGCCACUUCAUUCCACCGCGUUGGGUGAUUGAUAGACUUUCGCAGCGCCGUGUAAUCGACCAGAAGACAGACGUUCUUUCCCAGGUUCAUGGAGCCAUUCUGAAGAUCACUCUUUUGGUUCCUCUUGCUCCCUCGAGAUUGUUGCCCAUGCUCGCUCAGCAGAUGCCCAAAAUAAACAAAAAGGACAAUGUGAGUCUUUUCUCUUUGGUUACUUUUUCCUCACGCUGGCAUAAACUUAGUAGAAGCUGUUUUAUCGUCCUCCAGGUGGUAGUGAUUUAUGUGGAGAAUUUAUUCAAGUUGGAGAGCAGCCCAAUCGGGCAAGUUGGUAGCAGCAUGAUUUUUAUGAUGGUGAUGGAGAGGUUGAGAGAUUUGGAUCUGGAGAUUGAUUGGGAUGAUAUUCUACAAGAUGACUCUAGUAGAGGCAUGUUUGAUAUGGAACUUGAAGACGCUAUGAAUGAAGGAGAAGAGAAUACGUCUGGUGGAAAUGUAGUUUUUGAGUCUUUGGACAAGUUGAUGGUCAUAUCUUUUGAUCAUCUUGAAUCAUGUAAUCUUGAUGGUCGUUUGGAUCAGGUGUUUGAAAAGCUCUUCGGGGCAUUUGAGAACUUCAUUCUGAAUACAUACAAAUCAAAAGUUUCGCAGUUUCUGAUGUUCUAUGCUUGUUCACUGGAUCCUGAGAACUGUGGUGUGAAAUUUGCGAGUAAGCUAAUGGACAUUUUUCUCUCCAGCAACAAGCCUCGACCUACUAGGAUGAGUGCGGUUGCUUAUCUAGCUAGCUACUUGGCUCGUGGAAAGUUUUUGCCUGUUUCCUAUGUGGCCACCAUGCUAAAAAGGUUGGUAGAUGAGUGUGCGGAUUAUUGUAGAACUUGCAAUGAUGAUAUUAGGCCUGAAGCACAUCAGAUUUUCUACUCCGGAUGCCAGGCGAUCAUGUAUGUGCUUUGCUUCAGGAUGAGAUCAAUCCUAAACGUUCCUCUCUUUCGCUCCCAGCUUAGACCAUUGGAGUCAAUUUUAAUGCACAGACUAAACCCAUUGAUGGUAUGCCUUCCAUCCGUAGUUGCAGAGUUCCUUAAGCAAGCUAAAGCAGGUGGCAUGUUCGUAGUCUCAGACGCCUUCAUUUUCGAUGACCUACUUGAGUCUGAGCUCUCCCGUGCGUUUGGAGGGCCUGAGAGGCUUGAUACAUUCUUCCCCUUUGACUCUUGCUUGCUGAAAAGCUCUAACAGCUAUAUCUCCCCGAAUUUCAUCUACUGGUCAAUGGUGAGACCGACUUAUGAAGAAGAUGAUGAUGAUGAGGAGGAUGCUGAGAUAAUUGUGAACGGAGAUGAGGAGAGUGAUGAAGAGGAGGAGGAGGGUGAUCUUGAUUACUCCAUGAACAAGAUGUCCAUAACGCCUAAGCACUCUUUCAAGAACAAGAUGGAAAGAGACAGACUUCUGAAAAUGCCUUCCAUGAUCAGACCUUCCAUUAGUCCUCAAUCCUUUUGAGUUUGUGGAGAGGGUCUCAGUAAGCAUUUUUGUAGCAGUAUCUAAAAGUGAUUUGAAUCGACUCGGAACUUUCUAAUAUAUGAAACCAAUGUUUGUUUGUCCUAAAUGCUUUGAUUUGAUU
Molecule: messenger RNA, 2128 nt
Organism: Brassica rapa (field mustard)
Lineage: Eukaryota; Viridiplantae; Streptophyta; Magnoliopsida; Brassicales; Brassicaceae
Product: RNA polymerase I-specific transcription initiation factor RRN3
Biological process (GO): transcription initiation at RNA polymerase I promoter
Cellular component (GO): nucleus
Molecular function (GO): RNA polymerase I core binding; RNA polymerase I general transcription initiation factor activity
Source: RefSeq, a predicted model, not a curated record